Molecule: messenger RNA, 6864 nt
Organism: Eriocheir sinensis (Chinese mitten crab)
Lineage: Eukaryota; Metazoa; Arthropoda; Malacostraca; Decapoda; Varunidae
Exons: 7
Coding region: 442-2331 (629 amino acids)
Biological process (GO): intracellular mRNA localization
Cellular component (GO): ribonucleoprotein complex; endoplasmic reticulum; nuclear outer membrane-endoplasmic reticulum membrane network
Molecular function (GO): mRNA binding
Source: RefSeq, a predicted model, not a curated record
GUUCUCCUCCCGCUCCCACCGCCGCUCAGAACACUGCCACUAGCCUACGAGGACGGACCCACAGCACAUCACAGCGUUUUAAGUGCUUCUAAUGACGCGAUGUGGUUCUCAAAGUGAUCAUUCCGCCAUGUGUUAGUGUGCAUUACCCGCAAUAUGAGGUGACAGGGCAAGAAAAGCACUGUUAUGCCAUAAUAUAACAGUGCCUGUACUUGUUGCCCCCCUCCCCUCCCCGUCCCCAUGAAGCAUUCCUGUAUCUGCUGGUGUUGAUAAGUAAACUUUGAAGAGGAUAAUAUAAAACUGUAAAAGAGAAAGGAAUACGUAAAGGACUGUAGCCUCUGCCGUGGGUCUUGACAAGUUGACACAGGAGCAGCGGACAGUGCGCCUGCCCAUAGCGGGAGGCUGGCUGCUCCUUCCCUACCAACUAUUUCUCGGGAUUUAGCCAUGACCACGUCCAAGGCCACCAUGGAGAAGGCGGAGAUCAAACCAGAGGACAAUGGCGAGUUGCCAGUGCCUUGUAUGACACAGGCUGAGUUCACCGAUAAACUGGAAACACAUCAUGCCUUUGUGAAGGCCAAGUCAUCUGAAUUGACUCACUUGACAGAGACCUUGAAAGCAGUGCGUGAGAGAAAGGAACCACUGACACAGGUCAAAAACACACUACAGGAGGAGAUUAACGCCUGCAACAAGGCAAUCAAUGCAAUCUCCGAGGAAGUUACUCAUCUAAAACAAAAGCUAAGGUACCACAGUGUGCGACAAAUCCAUGAUAAUAUAGAGAGGCUGGAGUACCAGCUACGCAACAACAACUUCAAACCAAGGGAAGAGCAGAAGAUUCUUGAUGAAAUUUCCAUGCUCCGGAGAUCUGUUCGAACCCUCACAGAGUUUGAGGCCAAGCAGGCUGAGAACAAGAAGUACCGCACUGAGCGAACCAGACUCAUAGAGGAGAGGAACAAUAACUACUCCAAGAUCAGAGCUCUGUAUGUCAAGGAAGACAAGAUUAAGAAGGAAAUAGCCGCUGUGCGUGGGGAGAUCUCUAUCAACAGGAAAUCUAUUGACCAACUGCGACAGCUGCGGCCAAAGCUAGAGCAGGAGUGGCUGGCUCAGCAGCAGAAGCUGCAGGCUGCCCGCAAUAAACGCUAUGAGGAGAAAAAACGUGUGCGGCAGGAACAACUAAGGGACCGGCAGGAGGCGAGACGGAGAUUGUGGGAGGAAUAUGAGGCAAGUCGGGAGCCUUAUGAGGAGGAGAAGAACAUGUGUCGCGUCCUGAUCAAUUACUUGCAGUCCAGCUUGACUGGUGGUGCUCCCACUCCCAGUACCCCAGCCUCCACCUGCUCACAACAGUCAUGGUCCAGCUGCUCCAGUCUCACUCCUGCUACCACUCCCUCAUUGCCGCCUCCACCAUUCCCUUCAGCCAACCCAACAGAGCCACCAGGUACUUCCUCUAAGUGUGAUGACAUGGUGCCACCAGAGUCAUCUGGGGCAUACUAUUGUAAAUCAAAGGAGGAGGAAAGUGGCUCGACCCGUCUCAGCAAGCGAGGGAAGGCCAAGGCAAGGAAGGAACAAAGGUUAGCAAAUCGCACAAAGGAGCUGCCCCACACGCCUGACGUGCUCCUUAAGUUCAGCAAGUUAUCCAUCACUCCACCGAAAAAUACCAAUGAGAUACCUGCAGUAAUAGUCUCCCUGCAGGACCAGCUCCAACAUUACUACUCCUUAGGGCAGAGCAAGACUGACAUAACUCAGACUGAUAGUUGUUGUGGCACCACAGAGGCCAGGGGGGUGAAUAAAGGCUGCAGACCCAAGAGCUUGCCUGUGACAUCCUGCUCCCAGUCUUCUGCUGCAGACACCCUCCCUGGCAAUGAAAAAAACUCCAUUAAUGAAGGCAAGGAAAAUGACCAACCUCCCUCCACAAUCACAACUACCAUCACCUCUCCCACCACACCUUCCUCCACCUGCAGUGUAUACAGUGCGCUAAACAUUUCAAUACCAGCAAUAAAUGUAGUGUCACCUGAUAUAUCAUGGGCAAGCAGUAUCCUCCCCAGCCACUCUCCCACAAACAGUUCACAGGAAGAGGGUAAAAGUGCAACAGAAACUGAGCCUAUGUAUAAUGGUGUUCCACCCACAAUAAAUGGAAUCCAUCCCAGUGUGAGAUCAGUGACAGAGCUACAAAUGUGUUCGGACAUUUUAUCAUCCACGGGAAACAAUGAGUCCUUCUUCUCUGUGCCAAUAUCCUACACUUGUAACAUGGGUGAAGGAAAGACUUUAAUGGAGCCAAACAAUAAUGGUGACUUCAGUUAUGCAGCAAUCACAGCAAAAGUAAAGCCACUGGACUUUUAACAGCACACAACUAACAUAAGUCAUGAAUAUUUUUCCACUGCUACCUGGCCUUAUCAUUUUUGUUGUGCCAAGUUGUAUUGGUUCACCUAUGUUUUGUUAUGUAUAUCUGCUUGUUAUCAAUAUGUAUAUCUGUAACUAAUGCCCUCUGGGAAUCCUCAUGAGGGAAUGGCCAUGGGAAAAGUCUAUAGUUCUUGUUCAUAAACUCUCUUUUACAACAUUUACACACCCUUCCUCCUCUAUAUAUUUAUCAAUUGAUAGAUGCUACAUUCACACGCUCCCUCCCACCUCUCCCCUUCAAAUAUUCCUCAGUUCUGUUGAUUCACAUUAUUGGUGGUCUCCCUACUGCCCCAAUCCUUGUAUUUUAAUCAUAAGCCCUCUACGAAAUCAUUCAGCAUUCUUAUGUUUGUAUUUUAUGUUACUCAUAUUACAUUCACAACUAAUCUAGUCAUUAAAAUAAGUUAUACUUUUACUAAGUUAUACCUUCAUGGUAUGUAUAUAUAUACAUAGAUUAUUGUGCUGUUAUCACAUUAGGAAUUGUUUUAUAUUUGUAUUGUUUUAUACGCUGAAAUAUAUAUGAAAUUGUUAUUGAGAAAAAUAUCUUCUAUACUCUUCCCCUCGAUCGACUCUAACUUGAGCCUUUAGGCACAACUCUGCUGAGCCACGCUACUGUCACAUCACCCCAUCACUCUCCUCAGAGGAGCUCGCUACCCCCCCCCCCCCCCACUCUCUCUCUCUCUCUCUCUCUCUCUCUCUCUCUCUCUCUCUCUCUCUCUCUCUCUCUCUCUCUCUCUCUCUCUCUCUCUCUCUCUCUCUCUCUCUCUCUCUCUCUCUCUUAUUUACAUUAUAUAUAAUAUCUUUUGCGUGGCUGUGCAGGACCCGACGCGAGUCUUCCAUGGUGGCAGAAGGGUGAAUUGUGCGGCACCAUCGCAUGAGCCACGUUGCCAAGUGAAAUGGAAGGCUUACAGAGUCGUCUUUCCCCCAAAUCCCAAGCCAUUCAUAACACCAUGAAAUCGUAUUAUGAACAUAUAUAUAUUCCAUAAAUAGAUAAUGUACAGACUAACAGUGAGACAGAUCGCCAUGCGCAGGUCAUUGCUAGAUGUGUAAACAAUGGGUGGUUCCCCGGGCCAAGCCACAGGGCUCAAGUUUGUGUCAAAAGACUAAAGAUGUGCCUCUCAUGGGAACCUUUAUAUAGUUAUGGCUCAACCCUCCUUCUUACUGCCAGCACAGGACAAAAUGCCCUCCAUAUGUGUACAGCCGAUCCAAGUAGCAUCAACUGCUUUGCCACUAGCAACAUUUGAAAUACCAGACAAAAAAGUAAAACAUAGAUGUCUGACAUUUUUGCAUGUCUGCUGUUUCUGCUCAUUCUAUUUCCGUAUAUUUCAGAAUUGGAUGCUUAAUAGACUGACUGUACCUUUGCACCAAAAGGCAAAUUUAUAUAUGACAGAAUUUACAAGUGUGAUGUUUCUCUUUUCUUUUCAAAACUCAGUUUAUUGGAAUGGAUAAACCAUAAGAACAGUAUUCAUCAGUAUUUGAAGUUCUCAACUUCCCUCUGUUGUUAGAGUGAAUAAUAUAUAUAUAUAUAUAUAUAUAUAUAUAUAUAUAUAUAUAUAUAUAUAUAUAUAUAUAUAUAUAUAUAUAUAUAUAUAUAUAUAUAUAUAUAUAUAUAUAUAUAUAAUAUGUUUGCAGUGUGUGUGUGUGUGUGUACUAUUUACCUAGUUGUAAUUUUACAGGGCUUGAACUACGCUCGUGUGGUCCUGUCUCCAUAUCUGUACUUGUCCAGUUUUUCCUUUAAGUUGUGCACACUUCACCAAUACUACAUCCUCACUUAGUCUGUUCCAAACCUCUAUGUUUCUUUGCGGGAAGCUAUAUUUUUUUAUGUCUCUCAAGCAUCUUGCUUUUCUCAAUUUUUUACUGUAUCCUCAUGUGUUGCUGGUGUUUCUUACUUACUUACUUACCACAAUUUAUAAAUUAGUAUUAGGUCUCCACUUUCUCUUCUUUGCUCCAAUGUUGGCAGGUUCAUUUCCUUUAGCCUUUCUUCAUAUGACAAUCCCUCCAGUUCUGGAACCAUCUUUGUUGCCAUCCUUUGUAUUCUUUCUAGUUUUUUCACGUGUCUCUUCUUAUGGGGAGACCACACAGUUUCCGCAUAUUCCAUCUUUGGUCUAAUCAUAGUGGUAAUCAUCUUUAUCAUCAUAUCUUUAUCCAUGUAGUGGAAUAAUAUUCCUAUAUUUUUUACCGUUCUAUACGUAUCUCCGAAUAUCCUAUUUACAUGACUCUGACUGUUGAUUAUCCUGUAUUAUCACUCCCAGAUCUCUCUCUUCUUGAACUUUUAAUAUUUUUCUAUCUCCCAUUUUAUAUGUCCAUUUUGGUCUCCUUUCACUCACUCUUUCCCAUUUCCAUUACAUGACACUUCUUCACAUUAAACUCCAUCUCCUAUUUCUUACUCCAAUCCCAAAUCUUAUUUAGGUCCUGUUGCAGAAUUUCAGUCUUUACUAUUUCUUAUGCGUGUCAUUAAUUUCACAUCGUCCGCAAACAAGCUCAUAUAACUAUUUACUUUCUCCGGCAUAUCAUUUAAAUAUAUUAAGAAAAGUAUUGGUGCCAGUACCGAUCCUUGAGGCAGCCCACUAUCUACAUUUCUCCAUUCCGAUUUCAUGUCCUUAACCAUUGUUCUCAUUUCUCUUCCCUUUAAGUAACUUUCCGUCCAGUUUUCAUUUUCUCUUUCAAUCCUCCUCUGUUUUCCAGCUGUGUGUGUGUGUGUGUGUGAAAUCAUAUUACAAAUUUGUUUCAUUGGUUUAACCAUUGAAACAAUAAAUCCAUUCACUAAAAAGUAUAAUUCAGGUGCAGCAUAAAAGCAUUUAAUGUGCAUCCACAAUUUUUAGUGCCACAAAUAAAAUGAGGUUCGUAACAAGUCUGGUGGUACAUGUUGGUAACAUGGCAGCUGCUAUAUUCAAGCUAACUCAGGAACUUAGGGUUCAACACAAUUACCUUUAAACUUGAUUGUGUGAAUUGCAUGUUAACAUGCAUUAGCAGUUCAGCAGCAGAUGUACAUUAUUGCAACCUCUGGUGUCUCUUCAGUUAUCUAUCCUAUUUCAUAUAUUAACCAUGUUCAGCUAAUGAUGAAGGAAUAUAAUUAACUUUCCUGUUUAUUUCUAUAGGUUGACUGUAGCACCCUAGGACUCAGCUGCUUUAGCAAUGUAUGUAACAAUGCCUUGGACAGUGGGAAAAUUCCUUACGUGUUAACAAACUGCCUUGCAUCUUUAGUUAUGGUAACUCAUUAAUGUAACUUUUAUACCCAAAAUGUUAAAAAUAUGUUGUAGGGAAAUGUGUAAUAGGAGUCCCAUAGAAAAUUGAAUGGGUUAUUUGCACAAAGAUGCAAUAAUCACACUUUUUAUAUUCAGACCAAACUGCCUGCCUAUGGAAUAGUGCGCCUCCAAAGCUGCAGAAAUUACCAAGCUAAAUUUCUACUGCCUUGUUGAAGGGCAGUCAUGCUAGUACUAUGAAAAAAUGUACAAAAGUGUUUAAGAAACAAAAACAACUAACUUCUGUUGAGUAAAAACAUUGAUGAUAUUAGUUUGAUACAAAGUUUUCUGUUUAUUUUUUUGUGUGAUUAAUGAUUUUCUUAAAGUUUCCUAUUGCAAUAUCAAGUUGCAGUGUAUUGUGGAUCACAAUAUGUAUAUUAUCAGUGAGACAUUUCUAGGGCAGUAAGUAAUAUUUGAAAUAUAAUAGUAAAUAGACUUUAACUUGUAAGGAGUGCACAUGAAGCAGUCAUAGUCAUAUACAGUAACCAAUUAUUUUUGCUCACUGACUGAAUUUGCAGUGUGCAUUCUUUAUAUCAUAGAAUUUCUGCACAUAAUUGCCGUGGAUCUUUAUAAGGUCUUUUGGGUUAUGUGGAUGCAGUGUGUCACUUGACUUGGGUGGUUUCAUGAGUACACCAGACAACAGUUUUGCUUACUCAACUUUGCUGUCAGUUUUUGCUAAUUAGUUAAUGCACAUGCUCAACAAACAUUUAAACUACCAUUAGUGAGAAGUGAGUGGCUCAGCCCUUAAGUAUAUACAGUAGAAUAUCCCCAUACCAGGAAAACUGCAGUUAUGUACAUAUUAAUCAAUUGUAGACUUACUCCAAUAUUUAUAUUAGUUAAUAUGUUUUAACAAUACCUGGAAACAUUUGACCAAAAACAUCUUAUGAUGGUAUGUGACAAAUCACUUUGAUGUUGGUAGUGUAUGAGAAAGGGACUGAGAGUAUGUCUGAAGCAGUACAAGGAGGGGACAUUACAGCAUAUAAAAUAAAGAUCUUGUUACUCUCUGGUGGACUAGAAGAAGAGGACAGUGAGGAUGCCCUGGUGUGUAAAGUAUAGAUCAUGUCACUGCCUGUUGUGAUGUGUGAGGCAGGAAAUGUAGUGAGCAUGUCAGGUGCAGCACUGGUGAGGGCAUGACAGUGACACAGAGGAAUGUAUUUUUACAAAUGUUGUACAAAAUCAUGCAAAAUUUUCACAAGUUGUGUAUAUUGACAAAUAUUUAAUAAAUAUAAAUGAGUUA